Molecule: messenger RNA, 887 nt
Organism: Medicago truncatula (barrel medic)
Lineage: Eukaryota; Viridiplantae; Streptophyta; Magnoliopsida; Fabales; Fabaceae
Product: bifunctional epoxide hydrolase 2
Exons: 2
Coding region: 140-373 (77 amino acids)
Molecular function (GO): catalytic activity
Source: RefSeq, a predicted model, not a curated record
UGUUUAAUUUUUUUUAAUAUCAUGGCGCCACCAGAUUAUAGCUCUCAGCUCCCUCGGCUACCAUGUCGUGGCUACUGAUCUCCGUGGCUAUGGUGACACCGAUUCUCCAUCUUCAAUAAGCAGCUACACAGGGUUUCAUAUGGUUGGUGACCUUGUUGCACUUAUAGAUUUUCUUGGUGUUGAUCAAGUGUUUCUUGUGGCUCAUGAUUGGGGUGCCAUCAUUGGUUGGUACCUUUGCACGUUUCGCCCUGAAAGAAUCAAAGCCUAUGUUUGUCUCAGUGUUCCCUUGCACCGAAGAAACCCUAAACUGAAGACAGUUGAUGGCAUGCAUGCUGCUUAUGGAGAUGAUUAUUAUGUAGAUUUCAGGGAGUAAUAUUGAAUAUAUUAGGGUACCGGUCGAGUUGUCUUAUGUUGGGUCUCCAUCAACUUUAGCAUUGCAUGACAUCAUAAUGGACAUGAAUGAAGAAGUUAAUCUAUUUUCCGUUCUUUUAGCUAUGUAUCAUUCCUCUCUAAAUUUUGAAGUAUGACCCUACUCAAAAUGAAUGGUAUCGUAAAGCUCCAAUAUAAUAUUUUGAAUCAGAAUGCUUUGUUUGUGUAAAAAGAAGUGGAAAGUUGAUGCAAAGAUAGAUCUGAAUAACAUAAUUCCUUUCGGUACAUACCAUAUUUAUGAAUUCAUCAAAAAGUUCUGAGCUGAUCUGCUAAUGAAAUAAUCUUGCUGCUAAGUCUAAUUCCUGGUUCUUAGUAGUUGCGUGUGUUCUAUUUAGAACAAUUGUUCACUUGUAAUAUAUCCAUUUAACUCUCCACAAGGGUCACUAAUAAUAUCUUACCUAAUAAUGCACAACAUACAUAAUCCCAUUGUUGUAGCAAGUCUUUUGAAUUAAAAGGGG